GUGAUAUAUUUCCGUGUAACAUGUAUUAGCCGAUGCUUUCCGAAAAAUGUACCUGAGGCGGAAAUUUAAAAUUUUUGUACCAAGACUUUGAAUUCCUCGCCAGCCCCCAAGAUUUUAAAUAUCCGACUAACUCCUCUGCACAGACCACGCGGAAACUGCACGAGGACCUGCGCGUACAUGUGCUGGAGCAGAUCACGGAGAUCGAGGGGCUGCGCCAGAACGCGGAAAAUGGCCAAAAGGCUAUCCAGCUGCUUGAGACCCGCCUUCAAGGUACUAGAUCCGAGUUUUACUGUUGUUUUGAUAUAGCUCUUCCGGAUGCAUAAUAUGUGCCAUUCUGUCUCCGUACAGAAGAAACUGCCAAGCACUCCAAGUUUGACGAGCUGUCCGCUAGGGUCCAGGUGCUGGAGGCGGAAAAUGAAUCCCUCAAAGACUUUGUGAAGACCUCCGCCUCUCAGGAACAUCAAGCGAGGAAGGAGCUGCGCGAAAAACAUGCCCGCGACCUGGCGGAGCUGAAUGAAAAACUGGAGAAAAGCCAGGGCCGCGUGAUUUCCGUGAUAUCCAAGAACAAAGCUCUGGAAGCGGAGGCGGAGGCCAUUGACAAACUUAUCUUCCCAAGCCUUGGCUUCGAAUGGACAAAAGAGUCAAACCUUACGAGGACGGAGGCAUACGAUGAAGCGCGUAUAUCAAUUGACAAGUUAUUUGAAGCCUGUCGCGGAAUCGCCACGGCUCUGUCUCUGAAGAAGGCCAAAACCACAGUCAUCGAUACGAUGACCAAACUUAUGGGACUGGUGCCGGAGUUCAUCAAGGACUGGCAGAGUUCUUCAGCACGCGGAGUCGCCUCCCUAGUCUUAGCCACCUGCAAGGCUCACUUCCCCUCGCUCAACCUGGCAACUGUUGCGCGCGGAGCCCCCAAGGGUUCCGACAUGAGUGCCCUCCUCGCGGAAACCGAAGGCUAUGAACAGCUGUUUGUCAGGCGAGUGGAUCACUCGUUCUGGUAUAACAAGCACGAUCUGCCCGAAGGAUUUUCCGAUGCUGAGGAAGAAGCAGGUGAGCCGGAGUAUUACGGGGAAGGAUCCGGGUCAAGCGGCGAGCAUUCUGGAGAGGGCUCUGGUGGCGGCUCCGAAGCCGGAUCUGGUGACAGUGAUGAUGGCUCCAACUACCAGCAGUCUGAGGAGGAGGACUCCGAGUAGAGCUCCUGUUUAAAAACAAU
Messenger RNA from Lolium perenne, 1210 nucleotides. The record is from RefSeq and is a predicted model, not a curated record. Lineage: Eukaryota; Viridiplantae; Streptophyta; Magnoliopsida; Poales; Poaceae.